Molecule: messenger RNA, 4147 nt
Organism: Antechinus flavipes (yellow-footed antechinus)
Lineage: Eukaryota; Metazoa; Chordata; Mammalia; Dasyuromorphia; Dasyuridae
Gene: C3H1orf167
Product: chromosome 3 C1orf167 homolog
Exons: 16
Coding region: 170-4147 (1325 amino acids)
Source: RefSeq, a predicted model, not a curated record
CUUGACCCUGUUCCACCUUUGACCCUUAGAUCUCACAGCCUUCUCCUUAUGAGAUCUGACCAGUCCAUGAUCUGGACCUCACUGCUGCCUGGAAAGACCACUCUGACAGAGGCACCUGUCCUAGUUCCUGGACUGAGGACCUUCUGGGGACAUUUCCAAUCUAGACCCUAUGGAGGCCAAUCGGAAGGAGAAUAUUCCACCCUGGCCAGGAGGCCACCUGAAAUCAGACCGACGGCUGGUUCGGAAGAACGUGAACAUCGGCCUCCCUGUGGGCAGCAGGCGAGAUACCACGGUGGGGUCUCGCGCUCCCAACAAAAUUCAGAGGCAGAGUCCGGCCGCUCCUCCAGGCCGGGGCCUGCAGCUGGAGGGGCCUAUGGCCGGCGGCCAGGAGCCCAGGUACUUCUCCUCCGGGGUUCAGACCAACCUGGCUCCUGCUGGCCAGUCCCUGCCCGGGGCCGCUGGCCUGGUGAGUAACUCUUUCUUUGAGCAGCAGAACAACCUGUGGCCCCAAGCCCGGAGGCCCAGGGCGUCUGGGAAGUGGACAGGGCUUUCCUCCCAGCAAAGCAACGUGGAGCUGAGCAGAGCAGACCCAGAGAGGAGAGGGGGAUCCAGGAGCCCCCACCUAAGGGAGCCGGCCUGGAGCCUGGGGGGCUGCUCGCGGGAGCUCUUGUGGCCCAGACAUUCUGGAGGUGUCCCCUGGCCCUCCGGGUCAGACAGCCAGACCCACAGACCCCCGUUGCUGAGGGACCGACCAUCAUCUUCCUUCCCCGGCUCCGGCAGUGCCGUGCACGUCUCACCAAAAGCCACAAAAGCUUGGGGGUCCGAGAGGAGCCCUCCCCCUCCGUCUGGCCAUCAGAGCUGUCUUGUCCAGCCCAGCACAAGUUACCUGGGUUACUGGGCCCCGAACUCCAUGGAGCAAACCCUCCCCUUGGAGGACCUGACCCUCUCGGGCCAGUGCCGGCAAUCUUCUCCGCCUCCGGUCUUGGAGCCCAGAGCUGAGCUUUCCCCAGACUCGGCUCACCUGCGCUUGUCCAUGAGGAGCCUCCAAUGGCCAUCAGAGCGCCUCCUCCUCAGAGCUCCCCAGGAGCACUCCAGGCCCUGGCCCUGCUCCAGCUGGGCUACUUCUCCAGGGGCCUCGCCAACCUCGACCCCAGGGCACCCCAGCCCCCUAACCCGCCCCUGCGGGACUGUGCCUCCAGAGGCUAUUCCUCGCCUGGCAUUCGGGCACCCCAGUCCCUGCAGGGCUGUGCCUCCAGAGGCUACCCCUUACCUAACAUCCAGGCACCCCAGACCCCUUACCUGCCCCUGCAGGGUUGUGUCUCCAGAGGCUACCCCUCACCUGGCACAAGAGCACCCCAGCCUCCUUACCCAUCCUUGCGGGGCUGUGCCUCCAAAGGCUAGCCCUUACCUAACACCAGGGCACCCCAGCCCCCCCGUUCUCUCCCACAGCGCUGCAAGUCCAGAGGUUUUCCCGAAUCUGACAGUGGGGUACCCCAGUCCCCAUAUUUUUUCUGACAAGACCUUCACUCCAGAGACAUCCCCCAAACGGACACCAGGAUACACCAGCAGGACUAAGGCUCCAGAGGCCUCCCCCAGCCUGACACCAGGGUCUCCUAGUGCCCUCCCUCUCUCUUACCAAGGCUCCCGAGUAGACAGGGGACAGCGACUGAUGGAGACCCAACCGGAGGGACAUUUGUGGCAAAUCUGGCAUCCUUGGUGUCCCCAGGGCACAAAUACCCCUCUCUCAGGCCGGGCAGAAGGGACUGCUCCUACCCACUGGAGAAGUCUAAGAGAAGGAGCCUUCUCAGGCCCUGAGGGUAGUUCCGGGCCAAGCCUCCUGCAGAGUGCCAUCCCUGGGCCCUGCCCCUCUGGGCGGGAAGGCAGCCUGGGCCCGAGAAUCUGUCUUUCAGCCUCCCCUUCUAUUGGGGCACAUCCAGCCCAGCAGCAGAUGGAAGAGACUCUUUUGCCCAGAGAACGGGAAGGUCCCUGGAUGGAGCAGGGCCUUGCUGAGAGCCGUGGGGCAAGAAGCCGGGAUAGGAGGGAGCAACACCUGGCAGUCGGGGGCCCACAGCAGGAGCUGGGGCUAGAAAAGAAGCCAUCCAUAUCUUUAAUCCCAGAGGCCAGGGAAUCAAGGGCCCUGCUCAGCUGCUGCUUCAAAGCCUGGCACUGCCACCUGCUGAGACAAUGGGCUGUGGCCAGGGCGCUGAGGAGGAGACAUCUCCUGCGGAAGGGCCUCCGUGCCAUGCGCUGGGCCUUAUGGCUCCGGGAAGCCCAGAUGGAGUUCAUGAAGAGUAAGCAGAGGCAGAUUGUGCUGGCCGGGAGCUUCCGCAAGUGGAAAGACCUGUAUCUGAAUAGGAGAGAAAGGAAGCUGCUGACUCAGUGCAGGACAGCUACUCCUGAGAAAGACUUCCUGGAAAGCCCACGGGAAAGAUCCUUUGUCACUCUAGGGAUGGUUUGUGGAAAUGAGGGAGCACCAGAGAAUCAGCUCCAUCCCAGGUGGAAAUCAGGCAGCCAGGACCUCAGGGCUCCGGCCACUCCAGACCUCCAGAGGCUGGCUGCCUUCCACCUGUGGCACCUGCAGAAAGCACUGGCAGCAGAGAUCCACAAGGAUGCCCAGGUGCAGGCUGAGCUGGGGAAGAAGAAGCUCCGGAGGGUCUUCCAGGCCUGGAGGGCCAGGGCCCUGAACACAGCUCGGAUCUGCCCCCUGGUGACCCGGCACCAGAGAGCCCGGCUUGGCCGGUGCUUUGAGGCAUGGAGGCGCCACGCGCAGAGAAGGGCCCGGUGCCACGGCAGGCUGGCACACUGGCGGGUUGAGACCUUGAGGAAGAGCCUGCAGCAGUGGGUGAAAAUGGUGUGGCUGCAAGCUGGGCACUCGAGAGCAGUGGAGCAGCUCUACCUCCAUCGCCAGACCAGCUGGCACCUGGAGGUGGCUGGGGCCCACGAGGGGUCCGGCAGAGGACCGGUCAGCCGGAGCCCGGGAGAACAAGACCAGCCCUGCCGUCGUCCGGGGUUCAGGGCGCUUGAAGAGGCCUGCCAGAAACUGAAGCUGCACCGGGUGGUCCUCCUGUGGUCCCGGAGGCUGGCCCAGCACCGGCGGGCAGAGUAUGUCUCCUCAGAACCCGCUCACAACCCCACCAGCCAAGACGGGCAGUCUGAGAAUGGGACCCAAGAAGAUCUGGGCGGGAGGUUAGGGAAAAGGAGGCUGCGGAUUCUUCAGAAUGCCCUGCAGUGGUGGCGGAGGAAGGCCCAGGCAGCAGGGUCACGCCCUUCCGGGUCCACCGACUGCCCCCCGGAGCCCUUUGCUGGCUCACAGGUCUCGGAGGAGCGGCCCCCCUCCUCAGGAUGCUCGGGCAGUGCUCCGAGCGCCCCCAGAAGCUCAUCAGAGGGGGUGAAGGCUUGGGGGAUGAGUGUGUGCUGGGUCGGGCCUGGGAGUGGCCAGACUCUUAGCACAGUGCCCUACAUUCAGUGGGUACUUAAUACGUACUUUAAUCAUGUCAUUACUCGGCCUCAGGGUGCUGGUACCUCUCAGUUUGGAGGCAAAGGUGGCCCCAGCUCUGGGACCAGCAGCAUCCUGGACCCAGGAGACAGCUGUUGGCCCGCCUUCCUCCAGGAGAAGAAACGGGUCCCCUGGGAAAAGCUGUUCAGGUUCCCAGAGACUCCGGCCACUUGGAAGCCCCCCGGCAAGAGACAAGGUGGCAGCAGGGGGCUCAAGAAGCCCCAGAACUCAAGCAGCAUCGGCAGGUCACACUCCAGAUCUGCCUACAUUGCUAGCAAAGAGAAGCCCCUUAAAAGCUGUGGGCUGAGGUCCCUGAAAGUCACUGCUGACGAUUCAGUUGUCCCCAAGGCCUGCCCAACUUGCUGGCUUGCUGCGGCUCAGGGCCUUGCUGCUGGCUUCGAUCAGUACUUGGGGUCACAUUGUUGCCUUUCUGGGAGGCAACGUGCUGCUACCUUGCCCUGGAACCUACGGGCAGCAGCCCUGGUGGAAGCUGGUCUGCCAGCAGUGAGUCUGGGGACUGGCCAAACCUCCCUCCAGAGUGAGCCUGGGCUUAGGUACCCUGAGGAGGUCUGUGCACCUGUCCGGCAUCCAAGAGCCUUUCAGUCUGCAGAGCCCAGGACUGGGCACUGGAGGGAGAUCCAUGAGGAGUGA